AUGUCAUUAAGUAAAGUUCCAAAACAAAAAGGUAUCUUACAUACUUUUGGUUUUAAUUUAACGGCAUUUGAAUUCACAGAUAAUCCAGAUGAAGUAUCAGAAAAUAUAAUAAUAUUUAUUGGAGGAUUACAAAAUGGUUUAUUGAAUGUUCCUUAUUUACCACAAUUAGCCAAGUCAGUUUCAAAAGUCAAAGGUAAAGAUAAAGAAAGUUGGAGUUUAAUUCAAAUACUUUUAUCAUCAGCAUAUACUGGAUAUGGAAUAACUAGUCUUUCAAAAGAUUCACAAUAA
Molecule: messenger RNA, 288 nt
Organism: Lodderomyces jiufengensis
Lineage: Eukaryota; Fungi; Ascomycota; Pichiomycetes; Serinales; Debaryomycetaceae
Exons: 1
Coding region: 1-288 (95 amino acids)
Source: RefSeq, a predicted model, not a curated record